This is a messenger RNA of Solanum pennellii, 2016 nucleotides long. Its product is annotated as protein NRT1/ PTR FAMILY 4.5-like. Gene Ontology annotation, biological process: transmembrane transport. NCBI's taxonomy places the organism in Eukaryota, Viridiplantae, Streptophyta, Magnoliopsida, Solanales, Solanaceae. The record is from RefSeq and is a predicted model, not a curated record. The coding region runs from base 203 to 1921 and encodes 572 amino acids. Gene Ontology annotation, molecular function: transmembrane transporter activity. Gene Ontology annotation, cellular component: membrane. The transcript has 6 exons.
CCCAUAGUUUGUGCUAUUAUGACCAUUGUGAAAGUGAAGAUAGAUGAUGCCAGCCAUAUCAUAAUCAUGAACAUCAACUUACAAAUUCCAUUAUAUUAGAACCUGCCCUUUAUAACACUUAAUUCACUCAAAUAUUUUAAACACUUGCAACUCCUAAAACCACUUUGGUAGUUAUUUUUCUAACUGACAAUCCUCUGCCAACAUGGAGGAAGGUACAAAGUUUGAGUACAAUUCUGUAAGGAAUUGCAAAAUUAAAGGAAAAGGUGGAUUUAGAGCUUCUUCCUUCAUCUAUGGUUUUGUGGCAUUAGACAAUAUUGGAUUUGUAGCAAACAUGGUGAGCAUGGUACUAUACUUGUCAUUCAAGAUGCAUUUCGACUUGAGCGGUUCAGCCAACACGGUUACCAACUUGUUAGGCUCAACAUAUUUGCUCUCUGUAAUUGGAGGUUUCAUUUCUGAUACUUACCUCAACAGAUUCAACACCAUAGUCAUUUUUGGAACUGCUGAAAUACUCGCAUGGGCGUUGAUGACGAUUCAAGCUCGUUACUCAAUUUUGCAACCAAAAUCAAAUUCAUUAGAAGGUGGAAUAGCAGUAUUGUUUUAUGUAUCAGUGUGUUUGUUAGCAUUGGGUACUGGUGGUGUAAGGGGAGCAUUACCAGCAUUGGGUGCAGAUCAAUUUGAUGAGAAGAAUACAAAAGGGGCAGUUGGAAAAUACUUUAACUGGCUAUUGUUAAGCUCAGUAUCAGGUUCAGCUAUUGGUGUAACAAUUAUUGUUUGGGUUAGCACUAAUAAAGGGUGGUGGAUGGGUUUUCUCAUUAGUUUUGUUACUACUUUUCUUGGUUUCAUUAUUUUUGUCUUUGGAAGGCCAUUCUAUCAACUUCAACUUCCUGCUCAAACCCCACCACUUACAAGGAUACUCCAGGUUAUCGUUGUGGCGAUCAGAAACCGAAAGUUGCAAUUACCAGAUAACCCUCAACAAUUGUAUGAGAAAGACUCAGAGUCAUCAGAACCAAAAAUUGCUCACACUAAUCAAUUCAGGUGUUUUGACAAAGCUGCAAUUGUUCCAAAAAGUGUUGAAAUAAGAGAAUGGAGAGUUUGCACAGUGAGUGAAGUUGAAGAAGUGAAAAUAGUAACAAGAAUGUUGCCUAUAAUAGGGAGCACCAUAAUAAUGAACACAUGUUUAGCACAGCUUCAGACUUUCUCAGUCCAACAAGGUUAUCGAAUGAAUCGUCAUUUUGGUUCGUUUGAAGUACCUGCACCAUCAGUACCAGUCAUUCCAUUGCUCUUCAUGUGUAUUCUCAUACCUAUUUAUGAUUUAGUAUUCGUUCCAUUUGCUCGUAAAAUCACAAAUCAUCCCUCUGGAGUCACACAACUUCAACGUGUAGGCGUUGGAUUAGUCUUAUCUAUCAUGUCAAUGGGUAUAGCUGCAUUGGUUGAGAUAAAAAGGAAGAACGAAUCAUUGAAAAAUCCAUUGAAACCUAUACAUGUGUUUUGGUUAUCAUUCCAAUAUGCAAUAUUUGGUAUUGCUGAUAUGUUUACAUUAGUUGGAAUGCUUGAGUUUUUCUACAAAGAAGCACCUACUGGAAUGAGGUCACUUUCUACUUCAUUUACAUGGAUUUCACUAUCGUUUGGAUACUUUUUGAGCAGUGCGUUUGUUGACAUUAUUAACGCAGUUACUAAAAGAGUUUCAUCAAGUAAAAAAGGAUGGUUGGAUGGACAAGAUUUGGAUCAUAACAAUUUGCAACUUUUCUAUUGGUUUUUGUCUAUUCUAAGUUGCCUCAACUUUAUAAAUUAUGUUUAUUGGGCUUGUUGGUACAAGUAUAAAUCAGAUGAUCAUCAGACUUCACCUGAUGGUAAUGUUUUGCCUAAAUCAGCUUCUGUUAGUAGGGUGCCAUUUCUCAAGGUAGAUCAUGUGGAGAAUUAAAUGAUUCGUCUUUCCGGGAUUUAUGUGUUUUUCAUUCUUUUUGAGUUUAUUGUAAAAGCUUGAAAUUAAAUGAAGUAUCUUCUACUCUUCAUUCA